CUUUGCAUGGCUUCCUCCAGCCCAGUCCAGCUGCUCAGAAUUUAUAAACCAGGUCUUUUUAUUGUGACUAAACUGUAUCAAACAGGCAGGAGGAGCAAGAUGGAAUCACAGACACAGGUCCUCAUGUCCCUGCUGCUCUGGGUAUCUGGUACCUGUGGGGACAUUGUGAUGACCCAGACUCCAUCCUCCCAGGCUGUGUCAGCAGGGGAGAAGGUCACUAUGAGCUGCAAGUCCAGUCAGAGUCUUUUAUACAGUGAAAACAAAAAGAACUACUUGGCCUGGUACCAGCAGAAACCAGGGCAGUCUCCUAAACUGCUGAUCUCCUGGGCAUCCACUAGGGAAUCUGGGGUCCCUGAUCGCUUCAUAGGCAGUGGAUCUGGGACAGAUUUCACUCUGACCAUCAGCAGUGUGCAGGCAGAAGACCUGGCUGUUUAUUACUGUGAGCAGUAUUAUGAUACUCCUCCCACAGUGCUUCAGCCUCCUACACAAACCUCCUUGAUGGUUUCAACAGCUGUGUACACCAUCCAUAGCCCUGGCAUACACAGUUCCCCCUUCUGAGAGCUGGCAUGCUAACAGUAAAAAAUAAUGUGUUUACUUCCUCUUUUGUCUUUUGGUAUAAAAUCUAUGCAACAAAAUGGAGAAUAA
Molecule: messenger RNA, 645 nt
Organism: Rattus norvegicus (Norway rat)
Lineage: Eukaryota; Metazoa; Chordata; Mammalia; Rodentia; Muridae
Gene: Igkv8-30l1
Product: immunoglobulin kappa chain variable 8-30 like 1
Source: RefSeq, a predicted model, not a curated record